AUAAUUUUAAACACUUAAUCGAUCUGUACCUGCAUGCCAUCGGCAUGGCUCAAACUCAAAUUGAGAGAGCAAUAAAGUUGCUGCUUCAGGAAUCCGAAGAGCUAUGCAUUGGUGGACAAAUAACGGAACUGCAGCAGAUGCCUACUGCCUUGGAGUUUGCUCGUGACUACUAUGCAAAGAACUCGCCUGUUGUCAUACGUCAGGCAAUAUCCCAUUGGCCUGCAGUGCAGAAGUGGACGCCGGAUUAUUUGCAGACAGCACUAAAUGACAAAGUUGUAGAUGUAGCUGUCACUCCCAAUGGCUAUGCUGACGGUUUGGCCACACAAGAGGGCACAGAGUAUUUCGUGCUACCGCUAGAAACGAAAAUGCCAUUAUCGGAGCUAUUGCAGCGUCUCGAUGACCCAAUGGGCGCCGUGCAUUACAUUCAGAAGCAAAAUUCCAAUUUUAGUCUUGACUUUCCGGAGCUUGCUGAUGAUAUUGUACCCAGCGAUUUGGAUUUUGCCCAACAGUGCUUCAAUAAGCAACCAGAUGCAGUCAACUUUUGGUUGGGCGACGAGCGGGCAAUUACCUCCAUGCACAAGGAUCCUUACGAGAAUCUUUACUGUGUCAUUUCUGGAUACAAGGAUUUCAUAUUGUUGCCGCCGCAUCAGCUAUGCUGCGUACCUCGUGGUAAUUACCCCACUGGCGUGUACAAGCGAAAACCCUGCGGUCAGUUUUAUGUAGAACCUUUGAUUGAGAACGAUGCAAUUCAGCAUACGGAAUGGAUUAGUAUUGAUCCAUUAGCUCCAGAUUUGGCCAGAUAUCCGCAGUACGGCAAGGCGCGUCCUUUACGCGUACGUGUUCAUGCGGGAGAUGUGCUCUAUUUGCCCAACUAUUGGUUCCAUCACGUGCGUCAGAGUCACAAAUGCAUUGCCAUCAACUUCUGGUACGAUAUGGACUACGACAGUCGCUACUGCUACUAUCGCAUGAUGGAACAGCUCACCACCCAAACAUAUGUAACUAAAUAGCUAAGAAUCAGUGUUCGUUCACAAUCUGUAAAUCCAAUUUUUUGCUACUUUUGUAAGCCAAUAAAAUACAAAAGAAACCCUGGAGGUCUAGCGGAGUUACACUAUUUGAAUUUGGUCCCAAAUUUCGAUGGAAUUCAGUUCUUUCU
This is a messenger RNA of Drosophila hydei, 1153 nucleotides long. RefSeq names its product bifunctional peptidase and (3S)-lysyl hydroxylase Jmjd7 (gene JMJD7). NCBI's taxonomy places the organism in Eukaryota, Metazoa, Arthropoda, Insecta, Diptera, Drosophilidae. The record is from RefSeq and is a predicted model, not a curated record. Gene Ontology annotation, molecular function: 2-oxoglutarate-dependent dioxygenase activity. The transcript has a single exon. Bases 45 to 1007 code for a protein of 320 amino acids.